Molecule: messenger RNA, 5508 nt
Organism: Aureococcus anophagefferens
Lineage: Eukaryota; Pelagophyceae; Pelagomonadales; Pelagomonadaceae
Exons: 3
Coding region: 1-5508 (1835 amino acids)
Biological process (GO): regulation of DNA-templated transcription
Source: RefSeq, a predicted model, not a curated record
AUGGCGCCGACGAACGCCCCCGAGGAGGCCGAGGAGCCCCUGCCGCCGAAGAAACGGCGGCUGCGCCGCGCGUCGCCCGGGGGCGACGACAGCUCGACGGCGAAGCGUCACGCGGGGUCGUCGGACAGCGACAAGGCGAGCCGCGCGUCGCGGAGCGACAAGGACGCCGACGAGAGCUGGCUCGACCUGGACCUGCCGGCGAGUUCGGUCGCGGGGCUGCCCGCGGACUCCGUGUCCUUCGUGCGCCGGGCGAAGCGCUUCGUCGCCCAGCUCACGGCUGUCUACCCCAAGGGGUCGCCCGUCUUCUCCACCUUCGCCGUCGUCGUCCGCACCUUCCAGUCGCAGGGCGGCGACGCGCUCGACACGGUGACGCAGCUGCGGGAGCUCCUCAACGACCAGCCCGACCUGCUCCGGGAGUUCGUCUCCCUGCUCCCGACCUGUCUCCACCAAGCCCAGGCGCCGGCCCAGCCCGCGCCGGCCCAGCCCGCGUCCCUCGUGUCGUCCGCGGGCUCGCACCGCGACACGCCCGAGGGCGAACAGGAGAAGACGCUGCCGCCGGACGAGCUGCGACGGCUCGCGCUUCCCCGCGUGCUCGGCGGCGGCGUGCGGCGCGUCGCGGGCGAGACGUACCCGAACGCGCUCCUCACGGACGGCUGGCCGAGCGACGGGCUCCUCCUGGCGCGGUCCGCCGUCGCGGAGCGCAUCCUCGUGGACCGCUACGGCGCGGACCGCGGCGCCGUCGGCAGGGACCACCCGCAGUGGUGGCCCGCGCGCGCGAUCUCCAUCGAGGAGUACCUGGAAUACUACGCGACGACGCUCGCGAAGCACCGGCCCAAGUUCGACCACGUCGCCGUCGUCUUCCUCCGGCCCUGGUGGUCCGAGCACCUCGCCGACGACGGCGUCGCGCGCAUGUUCGAGCUGGAGCCCGCGCCCGCGAAGGCGACGCACGUCCGGCCCCUCGCGGGCUCCGACCCGGCGCCCCCGUCGACGCCGGCGCCCGCCGCGGACGUCGCCGCGGGCCGCUUCCGCGACGCGCUGCGCAUCGCGGGCGCGCUGUCGGGCUACGCGGCGUCCCACCUCGGCGCGUCGAGCGAGCCCCGCGACGGGCCGCGCGACGCCGAGGGCUGGGAGCGGCGUCGCGCGCGCCUCGCGGAGGCCUACGGCAACUCGUCCGCGUCGCCCCGGGACAAGAAGCGCGACCCGCCGCGCGACGUGUCCACGGCGCACGUCGACGUCGUCAACUACCCGAGCGUCGUGCUCACGCUGCCGUGGUACGAGAUCGUCACGAAGACGCCCGGCGACCUCGUGCUCGCGGACCUGCCGCGGUCCCUCGUGGGCGCGGACUUGGACGCCGGCCGGCCCCGGGGCCUGGGCCGGUCGUCGAUCUCGCCGCUGGACGGCCCGCCGGAGAAGCGGCCCGUCGCCGCGGAGUUCGGAAACAUGGGCCGCGAGCGGUCCAACUCCGUCCGGUCCAUCGGAUCGCCGCGGAAUUCGCUCGGCGGCGGGUCGCCGAGCCCGUCGGCGUCCGCCGCGAAGAAGGGCGUCGCGUCGCCCCAAAAGGCGCCGCGCGAGCCGCCGACGGCGCGGGAACGCGCGGACGUCGCGGCGCUCCUCGGCGCGCGGUCCGGCCCGGGCGACUUCGACGAGCGCGCGUUCCGGGACGCCGUGCGGCGCGACGGCGCACCGGCCGAGGCGGAGGCCUUGCCGCCGUCGGUCUUCCGGCCCGCGUCGCCGACGCUGGAGGCGCUGCCGGCGGCCGACGUCACCGAGGAGGACUCGGAGGCGCGGUCGUCGAAGGCGUCGUCGGAGAGCCCGCCCGCGAGCCCAAAGGACAACCCGGAGGUCGCGCGCGCCGCCGAGUCCAAGGACGGCGGCGAGGAGGACAGCGGCGGCGAGGCACCGAUGGAGCGCGACGACGACGACGCGCCGCCCGCCGCGGACGACGACGCGGCGAUGGACGACGCCGACGCGGCGCCCGCGGCCGCGGAGGAGGACGACGAGGAGGCGGCGGCGGCGGCGGCGGCGCCCGCGGCCAUGGACGUCGACGGCGACGACGACGAGCGGAGCGCGAAGCGGCCCAAGACCGCGCGCGCGGCGUCGCCGUCGUCGUCCGACGACGCCAUCUCCGAGGAGGCCGAGGCGGCCGCCGAGGACGACGACGACGAGGCGGCGGAGGCGCCGCCGCCCGCGACGGCCGCGGGCGGCCCGCGCUGCGACAAGUGCGACGGCGCGCACGAGACGGCCGACUGCCCCUACUUCAAGAAGGAGCGCGAGCCGUCGCCGGUGCAGAACAUGAAGCCCGUGCAGCCGCUGUCGUCCGCGGGGCUCCUGAAGCGCCGCGCGUCGGACCGGAGUCUGAGCGGCCAGAUGCCGCCCGCGUCGCCGCGCGAGCGGCCCCCGGCGGGCAAGCCGGGCAGCCCGCGGUCGCGGUCGCGGAAGCCGCCGAGCCCGCGCGCCGCGAAAGCCCCGAGGCUGCCGAGCCCGCGCGCCGACGAGGCGCCGAAGCCGCCGAGCCCGCGCGCCGAGCCGGCGAAGCCGCCGAGCCCGCCGCCGAAGCCGCCGAGCCCGCCGCCGCCGAAGCCGCCGAGCCCGCGCGCCGAGCCGCCGCCGCCGAAGAUCGUGCAGAAGCCGCCGCGCUGCGAGCCCGCGCCGAAGCUCGCGAGCCCGCGCCAGCGCACGCCGCCGCCGGCGGCCGCCGGCUCGGCCCUCCUCUGCCGCAAGGGCUGCGGCCGGGGCUUCACGCACCCGCCCGCGCGCGUCGCGCACGAGAAGUCCUGCCGCGGCGUGCCCGGGAGCUCGCGGGCCGCGGCGCCCCGGGGGUCGGCCAAGGCGUCGCCGCGGGCGCUGGGCAGCGACGCCCGGGACGAGCCGGCGCCCCGGGGCCGGCCGCGGUCCAACACGCCGGCCGGCGAGGCGCCGCGGCCGCCGGCGACCGGCGACGGCGGCGGCCGCGCGGACCGCGACGCGCGUCUGGCGAAGCGCGCGCUCGACCGCGGCGACUCGCCGCCGCCGCCGCCGCCGCCGCCCGUGCGGCCCGCGGCGUUGGACCAGCCCGCGGCGCCGUCCCAGCCGAAGCCGCCGGCGCACGGGCCCUUCUCCGAGGGCAGCGACCAUUUGGGCGACGACGCGCACAACCGGCUCUUCGACGCGGCCGCCUUCGACCGCGCGUCGCGCCGCGACUGCCCGAGCCUCGCGCCCCCCGAGGACGCGCCCGUCGACGGGUCGAGGCCUUUGGUCUACCUCGGCGCGGGCGACGACGUCGAGGACUGCGGCGACCGCUGCCACAAGGCGUCGUCGCAGACGAAGCGCGCGCUCUUGGCGAAGCACGACGCGGACCGGCACCGCGGCGGCCCGGCGGCGGGGUCCUCGGCGCGCCACGUGGCGCCGGAGCUCUGGCUCUACCUCGCCGCGCGCGGCGCGGACCGGUCGCGGGCCGGGCUCGCGCGCGCGUCCGCGCGGCCCACCGACGUCCUCGAGGACAUGGCCGAGCGCGAGGUCGCGGCGCUCCUCGGCGACCUCGAGACGCUGGCGCUGUCGUCGGCGGCGGCCCAGGCCGCGGCCUGCGCGAAGCGGGGCCGGGCCUUAGGCCUCGUGGCGCGCAGGCGCAAGAAGCGCGAGCGCGACGGCGCGUCCGACGACGACGGCGGCGGCGGCUCGAGCGGCGACGACGACGCGAGCCCGCGGAGCGACGAGGGCGCCGACGACCGCGACCUGCGCCGCGCGCGGCGCGAGCGCGUCGCCGUGCUCGAGGUGCUCGAGAAGGUCGACCGCUGCGUGCAGCAGCUCGUCAACAAGGACGACGCGGCGCUCCGCGACGCGUGCGCGGCCGCGGCGACGGCCCACAACGACGCGGAGCUCAUCCUCACGAAGGUCGUCGCGGCCCAGGCCGCGGGCGUCGGCGGGUCGCCGACGCGGGACCGCGUCGCCGCGGCCGAGGCGCGCGUCGCGUCCGCGAGCCGCCAGCUCGAGCACGCGCGGUCCGGCCGCCGCGAUUUGGCGAGCCUCCGCCGGUCCUGGUUCGCGGCCAAGGGCGUCAUCCAGGGCCGCGUCGUCGGCGGCGUCGCGCGGCCCGCGGCCCGGGGCCUGCCCGCGCGGAAGAAGCUCCGGAGCCGCUCCGACGAAGAGGCGACGGAGGCGCCCGAGGCGGACCGCGAGGACGCGGACGCGGACCUGCCGGCCUACGAGUGGGCCGGCGCGCGGCGGCCGCGGACCCUGGCCAUCUACGACCGGCGCUGCCGCCUCCACGAGACCAAGGUCUACUGCAUGGAGCAGAGCCGGCGCGCCGUCGCCGCCGCGGCCGUCGUCGAGGCCGCCGCGCUGCGGCACCCGACGAGGCUCUGGGUCGAGCGGAGCGUCCACGAGGGCUAUUUGGGGCGGGCCACGGCGCUGUUAUCGUACGCGCACUCGCGCGUCUACGUGUCGGCCGUGCGGCGGCGGUGCCUCGACCUCAAGACGAACGCGACGAUGCUCUUUGGCGGCGAGGACGAGGACACGUGCGGCAACCGCCACACCUGGGACGCGUCCCUGGCCGCGUCGGCGGCGGUCCUCCAGGCCGUGGACGCCGUCGUCUCCGGCGAGGCGAAGAACGCGCUCUGCGCCGUGCGGCCCCCGGGCCACCACGCGGGCGCGUCCGUGAACGCUUUAGGCGCGGAGUCGAACGGCUACUGCAUCCUCAACCACGCGGCGCUCGGCGCCAAGUACGCGGCCCACGAGCGGGGGCUCCAGCGCGUCGCCGUCUUCGACUUCGACGUGCACCACGGCAACGGCACGGAGGACGUGCUCGCGCGGACGUGCGACCCGCGGUUCAUGUACCUGUCGCUGCACGCGUGCGGCCGCGACGUCUACCCGGGCAGCGGCAAGCGCGAGGUCCCGGACCACCCGGGCGUGCUCAACCUGCCCCACGCCUACGAGGAGCCCAUGACCGCCGAGUGGUGCCACGCCUACGCCAUGCCGAAAGUGUUGAAGGCCUUGGACGGCUUCCGCCCGGACCUGCUCAUCCUGAGCAGCGGCUUCGACGCGCACAAGCGCGACCCCGUGGACCUGGGCCGCUUCGACGCGUCGGACUACGGCGACCUCACGCGGGCCUGCGUCGACUGGGCGCGGCGGAACUGCUGCGGGCGCGUCGUGUCCGUGCUCGAGGGCGGCUACGGCGUCGACUGCGGGCCCGCGGGCGAGUACGUCCAGAGCGGGCGCCGCGAGGCCUUCGACACGUGCCUCCGGGCCCACGUCGACGAGCUGAUCGCCGACGACGCCGCGGACACGGCCGACGACCCGGAGCCGGCGAACCCGCAGACCGCGCACGUGUCCGCGCCGCACCUCGAAGCCGCGGCGGCCGACCGCCGCGGCAAGGCCGCGGCGUUCUUCCAGGAGCCGCCGCCGGACCAGUCGCGCCUCGGCGCCGCGGCCGGGCCCGCGGGGCCCCAGGCGCUCACGGCCGCGGCGCUCGCGCGAUUGGGAGACGUGAAGCCGGGCGUCAAGCUGCCGGACGUCUCCGACGGCUCGGUCUAA